Cimex lectularius (bed bug) is the source of this 631-nucleotide messenger RNA. It is a transcript of the gene cer, whose product is annotated as protein CTLA-2-beta. The record is from RefSeq and is a predicted model, not a curated record. NCBI's taxonomy places the organism in Eukaryota, Metazoa, Arthropoda, Insecta, Hemiptera, Cimicidae. The transcript has 4 exons. Bases 189 to 464 code for a protein of 91 amino acids.
GAUCAAGGGAACGCGUUUGAAGGAGGAGUGGCGUUCGAGUGACGCCAACACGACAGUCGAAGUAUCGCUCUUGCGCCAUUCGACGCUUACGCCCUUCGUCACACUGAUCCGCCCUAUAAAGAGUCCGCGCGUCCGCCGAGCCCCGAUUUGCCGCAGCCCCGCCGCACACGACGAUAACAUCGAUCAAAAUGAGCGAAGAAACCUGGGAAUCCUGGAAGGUCACUUAUAGCAAGUCAUAUGCGACUCCUGAGGAAGAGGCGAAAAGGAAGGAAAUCUGGGAGACUACUAAAAAACGAGUGAAAGAACACAAUGAAAAGUACGAGAAAGGGGAGGUGACCUUCAAGAUGGGUGUCAACCAAUUUGCCGACUUGCUAUACUGUGACAUUCUUGCCAUGAAUGGAGAAACUAGGGUCAACUCCUGGUCUGCUAGUCCAACACCGACUCGCCGGCCUGUCCCGACUUGAAAAGGAAUUUCAAUUAAAAGUCUUUUAAAAUUUGUACAGUUCAGAAAAGGGCUUUUUUUCUUGCUAAAACCUCAAGUUGCCUCGGACCGCCCAUUAACGGAACAAUUAUUUAUGCCUUAUUGUAAAUUUGAUUAUUUAAUAAAACUUUAGUUUUAACAAAAAUAAAA